This is a messenger RNA of Clonostachys byssicola, 2856 nucleotides long. The record is from the annotation of a GenBank genome assembly. NCBI's taxonomy places the organism in Eukaryota, Fungi, Ascomycota, Sordariomycetes, Hypocreales, Bionectriaceae.
AUGGCUGAAUAUCGACACUAUGCGAACCCUGAUCCGCAAUGGGUAGACUUCCCUAAUAAUUUGCCUCGGGAUACCCUCGUUACGCGUGGCAUGACUCGGGCGCAUGAUCCCAUCAAAGCACAAUCAGGACUGGAUAUUACCGAGUUUGACGUGAAAGUGCGUGAUGGAGCACCCAUAGCCAUCAGAUCUUAUCGCCAGACGUCGCUUGCUGAUGAGGCACUCCCCCUGUUUCUGUAUAUGCACGGGGGCGGCUUCGUGACAGGCGGACUUGAGACAGAUGACUCGACCUUGCGCGCAAUUGCGCAAGAGCAUGGCCUUCUUGUCUUGAGCGUUGAAUACCGAUUAGCACCGGAAAAUAAGUUCCCGGUUGGCUUAGAAGACUGUUUUGAUAUUGUGCGCUGGACAGAUUUGUCAAAGGCAUUUAUUCUGGGGGGAACAUCAGCAGGAGCCAAUUUCACGGCGGGAAUCGCCCAUCUGGCAUUGGAAGAAGGCCUUUCGCCCCCAUUGUCGGGGCUUAUCUUCCUGGCUGGUAGCUUUUGCCACCCGGACGUACGGCCAGCCAAGUAUCUAGACCGCAUCCUUAGUGUCGACGAGAUCAAUGACGCCCCUGGUCUGACAAGAAAGUCGAUUGACUAUUUUGCUGGUAAAUACGGAGCGCCACCAUCUGACAAGCGCCUCUCGCCUCUGCUCUUCAAUUCUCAUGCAGGCAUCGCAAAGAAGGCUUAUUUUGCUGUAUGCGGAUGGGACCCACGCCGAGAUGAGGCGCUGUUGCUCAACCAGCUGCUUAAUGAGGUCCAGAUCUCAACCAAGCUUCAUGUGUACCCUGGGCUCCCUCAUGGAUUCUGGACCACGUGCCCGGAGCUACCCGUGACGAAGCAGUGGCUCCAGGACCUGCUCGAGGGCAUACGAUGGUUGCUUGGAGAGCAACCCGAGUUGGUCAACGACAAGGUCGCCGAGGUGACCGAGUCUACUUCACCAAGAGAUGACUACCAGCAUGACCAUACUUCUACGGUCGGCGAUGUUGUCCAGUCCCAGGGUGUCACCCGGAUGGAAGCCGUGUAUCGGGAGGCUAAAUCCAGCCGGGUCUCAUUCUUUCUCGUCGGCGCAUCCGUCCUCGUCUGCGCCUGGGCGUACUCGUUCGAUUCCUCAACCACAUCUUACUACAGUGUCGACGCAUCAUCCCACUACGAGCAACACAGCUCAGUGCUUUCCACACUGAGCAUUGCCACAAACAUCAUUGGGGCGGUUGCGAAGCCCUUCAUCGCUAAGAUCUCCGACAUCACCUCCCGUCCCUACACCUACGUCUUGGCUUUGUCCUUCUACACCGUGGGCUACAUCAUCGCUGCCGCAUCACAGAGCAUCUCAGCUUAUGUCGUGGGCGAGGUGUUUGUAGCCGUCGGCGGUGCCGGUCUAGAUCUCACGAACGACAUCAUCGUGGCCGAUUUGACACCUCUCGAGUGGCGUGGCUUUGUUUCGUCUUUGCUGUCUUCGCCGUUCAUCAUCAACACUUGGUUUUCGGGCAAGAUUGUGGAUGCGCUUUCCAGCAGAGGACAAUGGAGAUGGGGAUACGGUAUGUUUGCCAUUAUUAUGCCAGUCGCGCUUGGCCCCGCCAUCGUGAUUCUCAUCUGGCUCGACCGAAAAGCAAAGAAAGAUGGAAUUGUAAACAUGGCGUCUAGCAAUGCCGCCCGACGAGCAGCCAAGGAAAAGGCAGAGGAAGAUGGCCACAAUGCCCCCAGUGGGACUGUCGUCGCGCCAGCAGCUGAGAUGUCCGGGACUUGGAAGAGCCGUGCGCUGAAGAACCUGGAGGAAAUUGAUGCCUUCGGGUUGAUCCUACUUGGUUUCGGCUGGUCGUUGUUGUUACUUCCGUUCUCUCUCAAGACAUACGCCAAGAAUGGGUGGAAGAACCCCUCGCUCAUUGCAAUGAUGGUAGUGGGAGGCGUACUUUUGAUCUGCUAUGUCGUCUAUGAGAUGAAAUGGGCCAAAGUGCCAAGCGCACCGCGACGACUCAUCUUUAACAGGACAUUUAUCAUGGCGAUUAUCAUCGACUCAAUGUACAUGCUUGCCGGUAACAUUCGAGGGCUCUACUGGAGCUCCUACGUGCUGAUAGCGAAGCCAUGGAGCCAGCAGAAUUGGGUGUACUAUGGAAACACCUUGACCUUGGCACUGUGCAUCUUUGGCAUCAUUGCUGGCCUUUUACAGCGUUGGACUCACCGAUAUAAGACCAUCCAGCUCGUUGGUCUGUCUCUGAAGAUCAUCGGCAUGGGUAUAAUGCUUGACGGUCGACGAGCCACCAUUAGCGACGCUGCCAUGAUCAUUUCCCUAAUUCUGAUCGGAGCUGGUGGUGCAAUGUCUGUAGUGGGAUCACGAGUGGCCUCACAGGCAUCUGUGCCACAUCAGGACGUAGCUUUGGCCAUUUCACUUCUUUCUCUCUGGAGCAAAGUCGGCAGCGCCAUUGGAAGCGCCAUCGUCGCAGUGAUAUGGGCAGAACAAAUGCCAAAGCAACUGCUUGAGCACCUCCCCUCCACCGCCACUGCAGCCGAGCGCAAGAAGAUUUUCAACAACGUCAAAGCGGUGCGGACUACAUACGCCUUCGACAGCCCCAUGCGCCAGGGCACCAUCGAGGCGUACCGACGAACUCUGUACUAUUGCCUCGCCCCUGCGUUGGCUUUGGCAUUUAUCCCCCUGGUGGCUGCGUGCUUCCAGACCAACUACUACCUUGGCAAGCAGCAGAACGCCGUGACCAAUGUUGGCAACGAUGGCCUGCCUCUUGAAGAAGAUGAGAAACGCGCAGAUCCGCUCCCGCGACCGAAGAACAAGAAGGAGGCCUUUUUGAGGUUCUGGGCUGGAAAGAGGUAA